This is a messenger RNA of Pseudophryne corroboree (corroboree frog), 5847 nucleotides long. RefSeq names its product SR-related CTD associated factor 4 (gene SCAF4). Gene Ontology annotation, cellular component: nucleus. Gene Ontology annotation, molecular function: RNA polymerase II C-terminal domain phosphoserine binding; RNA binding. NCBI's taxonomy places the organism in Eukaryota, Metazoa, Chordata, Amphibia, Anura, Myobatrachidae. Gene Ontology annotation, biological process: negative regulation of termination of RNA polymerase II transcription, poly(A)-coupled. The coding region runs from base 431 to 3151 and encodes 906 amino acids. The record is from RefSeq and is a predicted model, not a curated record. The transcript has 20 exons.
GAUAACGGGGCAUCACGUGACCAGGCGCGUGGCAGUGAUUCCCCCCCUCACCAUCUCUCCUUCAGCGGCACGCGCGCGCCUGCGCGAGAAGGCGGUAAGCUGGUGACGUAGCUCCAGGGACCUGAGCACGGCCGGCAGCUGACGACUACCCAAGGUGCCCCGCGCCGCCUGCGGUCGGCCAUCUUGUUCCGGCGGUGAGGCAGCGAAGCCCCUGGUGUGCUCUCUCCCACCAGGUGUCACUUCACCGUUACCCCGCGCCCCCCCUGCCUCAUUCACCCCCCUCCCCCACCCCCAUUAGGACAUGCCGGAGCGGGCAGAGCGGCGGUAGCGAUCCCCGAGCAGGGCAGCAGAGAGGCGGAGAAGCCACCGAGACGCGCAGUCUCCCCUGACCCCUCCUCCCCAGCAACCUCGCCCCUCAUACGGCGGCAGCAUGGACGCGGUGAACGCAUUCAACCAGGAGCUCUUCUCACUCAUGGACAUGAAGCCUCCUAUUUCUCGGGCAAAAAUGAUUUUAAUUACUAAGGCUGCAAUAAAGGCCAUUAAGCUCUACAAACAUGUGGUCCAGAUUGUGGAAAAGUUCAUCAAAAAAUGUAAACCAGAAUAUAAAGUCCCUGGAUUGUAUGUCAUUGAUUCAAUUGUUCGUCAGUCUCGCCAUCAGUUUGGAAUUGAUAAAGAUGUAUUUGGUCCAAGGUUCAUAAAAAACCUAACUGCUACUUUCCAGUGUUUGUAUCUCUGCCCCACAGAGGAGAAGAGUAAAAUCGUCCGAGUGUUGAACUUAUGGCAAAAAAAUGGAGUGUUUAAAAUUGAAAUCAUCCAGCCAUUACUAGACAUGGCAGCGGGUGCCGCAGCAGCUGAGUUACUGGCAGACAGCUCUGCCAAUGAAGAAGGAUCUCCACCACCUGCAUUACCAUCAGAGCCUAAUGAAGAUGAGCCAAGCUCUGUUCCUGCUGUGUCUAUCCCUCAGUUACCAAGCUCAGAUGCCUUUGCAGCUGUAGCUCAGUUAUUUCAAAGCAGCCAAGGACAGCAGCUCCAGCAGAUUCUUCAGACUUUCCAACAGCCUCCUAAGCCACAAUCUCCAGUUAUUGAUGAGGACAUGUAUGUUCAGAUGCAGUCUGUUACUUCUCAGUCUAUUACUUCUCAAUCUAUUACUUCUCAGAUGAAUCCCCCAACACACCAGACGGACAGGAAAACCGCUUUUGAUAAGUUGCUUGAUAGAUUUGAUUAUGAUGAUGAACCUGAAGCACCUGAUGAGCCAAAGAAAGAGGAGUCGAGCCCCUCUCCAUCACCUCCACAACCCUUCCCAUACCUUGGAGAAGCCGUCCAGCCUCCAGCGUCAUUUACCCAAAUGCCAGGGCAAAUGACAAACAUGGAUCAGUUUCAAGUUCUUCAACAAAGAAUGAUGAUGCCACAGGAGUCUAUGCUUAAUCAGACUUCAGUUCCACCAAAUGGACAAAUGCUUGGAUUUAGUAUGGCUCCUGCUCAAAGCUUCCCAACCAUGGUUCCACCAGUAGGGUCUCAAGCAUCUCCCCAGUCUUUUCUGCAAGCAUCUUUCCCAGUUCAGCAAAAUGAUGUACAGAUGGCAGCAAAAGAUACUCAGCAGGAUGUACCCAUGGAAGUAGAAGAGCCCAGUGUACAGGAGUCCAAGCGCCACAUGCCAGAACGUCAGAAGUCCAUAUCCAGAUCCCCAAAGAGAAGACGAUCCCGGUCUGGCUCCCGGUCUCGCAGGUCUAGACAUAGGCGCUCUCGUUCUCGAUCCCGCGACAGGCGCCGUCACUCUCCAAAAUCACGCUCACAGGAAAAACGUGACCGGGAAAAAGAACGGGAGCGCAAGCUGAAAGGGCUUCCGACUAUUAAAGCGAAUGCAGUUAGUGUUUGCAGCACUACACUCUGGGUUGGACAGCUGGACAGAAGAACAUCCCAACAAGAUGUCGGCAGCCUUUUGGAAGAAUUUGGAACAAUAAAGUCAAUCAAUAUGAUUCCUCCACGGGGCUGUGCCUACAUUGUUAUGGUGGACAGGGUGGAUGCAUAUCGAGCAUUGCAGAAACUUAGUCGAGGAAACUACAAAGUCAACCAAAAGGGAAUUAAGAUUGCAUGGGCGUUAAACAAAGGAAUUAAAGCAGAAUAUAAGCAGUACUGGGAUGUAGAUAUAGGAGUAACCUACAUACCAUGGAAUAAAGUCAAGCCUGAGGAUCUUGUAUCUUUUUGUGAAGGGGGAAUGCUGGAUGAUGACACUCUGUGUCCAGAAUGGAAAGAUGUCCUUAAAAAGGCAGAGAGCACAGAAGCACCUGAAAGCGGAGUAUCUGAGAGUGCACAGACUGAGAAGGAUUCUCCCAUAUCUCAGCCUGUACCUCUGCUGUCUAUCCAGAUUCGUCCACCAAUGCCUGCAAUGCAAUUGCCAUCUGUGCUGCCUCUGUCUGCGGUGUCGGCAGUUCAGACUCUUCAGCCUUCUACAUUACCUUCUCUCCAAGGCUUGACGAUACCACAGGGGUUGCCUCCACCACAAGGGCUUCCUCUCCCGCAAGGAUUGCAUAUUCCACCGUCAUUGCCACCUUUACAAGGAAUGCCUUUGCCUCAAGGAUUGCAUUUCCCAGGCCCAAUAAACAUACCUCCGCCUGGUUUUGCUCCUGGCAUUCCCCCACCACUGUUUAUGAGGCCAGGAUUUAACCCAAUGCAGAUGCCACCAGGCUUUCUACCUCCUCCAGGGAUGCCCCCUCCUAUGACACCUGUGUCUAUUCCCCCUCCAAUGUCUGGAAUGAGCAUCCCAACCUCUACAGCAGGUGCUCCAUCUAAUGACUCGGAUGUAUCUCAAGGAAAUCCUUUGCCCCUUGUACCUGGAAGAGAAAAUAUUGAAUCUGAUGAUGAUGGGAAAGGAUUUGGGCCAGCUCCACAAGGAGGGCCAAAUAAUGCUCCUGGCCCAGUGAACCCACAUCAUGUUUCUUAUAUUGCGCAGCAAAUUCCGUUGCGCUUUACAACCGGACACAACGAUAAAACAAAACUGGGUAAUAACAGUCAUGAGUUGAAAUCCUCACGCUAUAAAUUGUGCAGACUAUUUUGUAUUCUAGCUCACAUUUGUAAAUUUGUACAAACUACUGCAGCCCAAUCCCCACGUAAAUUGUUCAGAUUCUGUUGCAGUCCUAGUCCCACGCUGUAAAUUGUACAGGCUUUGGUAUUUUCUCUCUCCAAGCUCUAAUAAAAUCUCCCCCAGUCAGCUCCUAAUGCUAGGUACACACUAGGCUUGUGGGACCCAUCUUACAAUUGGCAAGUGCAUACACACUUGUCAAUUGUCAGCCCAAUGUGCCUGAUUUCACAUCUAGGUGGGAAUUUACAUGUGCCCAUCCAGUUGUGAUGUCAUUCACUGGCGACUGUCUGCAGCAAGUGUACCAGCGGUCUGCAGACUGCCCAUACACACAGCACGAUGCGCAGAUAUAUCUACAGAUACAUAGGCCAUCGACUAUGCUGCAGGGCCAUUGUGAUAGGUCUGUGAACAACGUAAUUCAGACCUAUCGGAGGUAUACACCUGCAGACACACCCACAAUAUAUUGCUCAUUCAAUGUUACAGGCUGUUUUUGAAAAAUUACAGGUGCUGAUUGGUGCUUUAUCUCACUACACUUUUUCAAUCUCAAGGCUUGAUACAUUUCACCCUCUGGAUAGUAAUCGUCUUAUUGUUUGUGUCCUUUACAAAAAAGUGCAAAGCUGAACAAAUAAAAUGCAUUGCACUAAUCUCUUCAGCCUUGUGUUAGUGGAGAAACAUUCAGUGAUUCUAAAACCGUUUGCAGACUCGCAUUUCAUCACGUUACCCAGCAAACAUACACACCGGGCAAUCCCCGAGAGAGCUAGAUACGAACAUUAUGUAUUAGAUAACUUUUUAUUGUUUGAAAGUUGAUUCUAUAGCAUUUUCCAAUGCUACUGAAGCUUGUGUUAGUGCCAAGGAAUCGGUCAUGUGUAUGAAGCAAGAGGAUGCAUGGAGCUUCCUUUGCAGUGGUUCCUGCUCCAAAGACAUGAGGCAUAACCAACACAAUAUGAACUUGUGAGACCUCAGUCUCUCCAGAAGUCACCAGUUCAAACAGUGUGUUACACUGAAUACAGCUAUCCUAGGCGAUACUCUUCUAAAUGGAAAGGUAAGCUUCUCUCCUUGCAGAGUGCAGAUUCGUCUUAAGAUCCCCAAGUAAUAUCAAAACAGCAUCUUAGGACAUUAGCAGGCAGUACUUGUUAGUGAGUCUCUGGGGAAUGUAUGCUGUAAUCCAAUGUAACAUUGUAUCUGGAAUUUGUCCAAGUAAGAAUACACUUUGCAUGUUACACUUUCUCUGUAAACAGUCUGAAUAUGGUUAUUUAUUGACCUGUGACGAUCAUUCAUACCUAUCUGAGAAGCACUUUAAGGGGGCAUUCAAUUAGCCACAGUAAUUUACCGUGGGCUAAUUGAAGCAAUUAACGGAUUUUAUUUUCGAUCCUGAGCAGGCUGGGUAAGAAAUCCCUGUUACAUAGCUUUUUUGUGGAUGCCGCGACAGUGUUACUGAAUACAGAGGUCUGGGAACUUAUUGCGGGUUCUGUUUAGCGUGUGUUAACACUAAUUUGCCAGACGAGAGAAAGUGGCCUUAAUUGAAUAGCUCUGGGCGUUAAAGCCCAAGGCUACUACCCUUUUUCACCUGCAGUAAAUUACUGCGACUAAUUGAAUUCCCCCCUAAGACUUACUAGGCAGCAUUAUGGUGAGGUAAUUAUAAAAUGUGCCAGGAAAUUGACCACUUACAGGUACCUACAGCUGCACCGCAAUUAUGAAAGUGUGCUUAGUAAACGCAUACUAAACACAUUUUCAACUAAAUGCAUUUGACUAAAAGUGAUGUUCAGGCCAAAUGCAAGUAAAAACGCAUAUAAAAACUUACCUGGUCUCAUGAUUACAAACCCACUGAUGCAAACUGGCCACACGUACUAAUGUAGAUACAGGGACAGUUAUAAUGACGCCCGAAUCUGGCGGCUGUGCGCUAUGCCAGCAGAACUCUCCUAUUUUUUUUAAAAAGGCCAAUCACUUACAAGGCAAAACCGUGCCUUAUGAUUGCCCUUUUAAGAAAAAAGUCAGUUCGGUCGGCAUUUCGCAUAGCCACCGAAUAUGGGCGUCAUUACAUUCGGCCCCUAGUAGCUUUUUGGCACAAUGAUUUUUUAAUUGACCAGCCAUUUACAUGUGCUUAGCUUGUGUUUGAAAGGCCCUUGAAAUGCAGAAUUUUAAGACCAGUGUGUCCAGUAUGUAGCCUUUAGUCAGUCUUUACGAUAUGUUCUGCCUUACUCCCUAAAGUGACACGUGUGAAUAUCCUUUUAUUUAGAUACCCAGAAAGUGUUCACAGAAUAGUAAAAUGAAUAUAUAUAUAUAUAUAUACAUACACACACAAGACUACUUUUAACUGGGAAGUACUUCGUUUUUUCAUUAAGGACUCCUUAGACUAUCCCUAACUGCUGAGGGUGCCUUUCUGAAUAGUUUUCUUAUACACAAUGUAGAUACAUGUACGUGCAUUGCAGCUGGACCUCAUCACUGCAGUACAUUGAGGGCUGUAUGUAAUGAGCUUAGUAAUGAACAUGGUACUUUCCUAGUCUUUACAUUUUGCAAAAAUAGGCUACAUGAUUUCACAUUCAGUGACCAGUUUAGACUGACGGUAGGUUUUAAGCAUACCAGAAGCAUCCAGUCACAAAGCCUGAUGAAUUUUAUUUCAUUGUUAUUUUUAAACCUUUUUAUCUUAAUUGAUGCACUAACCUUUCAUAAUUAUCUUUACUUGGGACAAUGGAACGUUCGUUUUACCCAGAAGGAUGUCAUUUUGCACUAUGUAUUGUUUUGUAUUUAUUUAAAUAAAGUUUGGUUCUAAA